Molecule: messenger RNA, 3621 nt
Organism: Telopea speciosissima
Lineage: Eukaryota; Viridiplantae; Streptophyta; Magnoliopsida; Proteales; Proteaceae
Exons: 7
Coding region: 93-3122 (1009 amino acids)
Source: RefSeq, a predicted model, not a curated record
GGAACCCUAUAUUAAACAAAUUUUAAACACAAACAGAUUUACUUCACGAGGCGGGAAAACCAGAGACAGAGAGAGAGAGAGAGAGAGAGAAGAUGGAUGGAGAAGGAGCGAAUAACGACGUCGAAAGCUUACUGCAGGCCAUCAAAGCUUCAGAUAUUGUUGAAAAUCGAAUUCAUCUUCUCAGCCAACUUGGGGAUUUGGACCUAUCUGAGAAGACUGAUUUGUCUUCUCUUGCUGAUUUUCUUGCAACACUUUGGGAGGAUUUUACAUGCUUGGAUGCAUCCCAGUGCAUGUUAAAUAAAACUAUUUUGCAUGUAGCUGCAAAAUACUUAAAAUUUGAUGUCUCCGGAUGUCAAGGGCAACUUCUUGCUCUUGGAACCAAGGCAAGCAUAUGGUGUGGAAAACAUCUAAAGAUGACACUUAUAUCAAUUGGAGAGUCUCAAGAAGAAGAACAUACCGAUCUCUUUUUCCAGUUGGUCUUCGAUUUGUUGGGUUUCUCUGUUGCUUGCUUUUCAGCCUUGACCAGGUCGCCUAUUUUGGGGGAGAAGUUGGUGAUGCCUAUUGUUGAGAAGUUUUUUUCUGAACAAUUAAACCUAACAAAGGCCACAAUUUCAGAGAUCAAGAGAAUCCCUUCUGUUGGUUUAGAAGUACUAAAGGUGGCACAGGUGGUUGUGGAUGCUGCUAUAAGACUGUGCAGAGCGUAUUCACAAGCUCUAAAUUUGGACUCAUACAACUUGGGAAUUCAGGAAGACGAAGGCUCCAUGGAUAGCGAAAAGGUCAAUAAUGUGAAUCAUGUCAUCCACAUAACAGCAUGUGCAAUUGAAAGUUUGCAUGAGUUAGGCACCAUUGCAGCUACUGGUGGUGGAAGUCUGGUGACAAUUCUCAAUGCAUCAUGGAAAGGUGUUGUUAGCUUGCUACAGCUUGGUAAGGGGAUUCUAGCUGCAAAGGUAAAGGUCUCCGAUAUUGUCUUGACCCUAAUUUCACUGGUGACCGAGUCUUUGCGGUGUGCAUCAGAACAAUGGUUUUCUACACUCAAAACAACCAUUGGUGUAACAGAAGCUAGAAAGGCAUUCCUUCCAGUAAAAUUCUAUCUGAUUAAUGCCAUCCGAAUUUCAUCCCAAUACCCAUGCCAAGCAUUCACAGUAUAUAAAGAGAUAACUGUGUGUGUCUUGAUAAUCUCAAGCUUUGGCAUUUCACUUAGCAAAGAAACACAUCUGAAAGCUGCCAGUGAAGUACUGGCAGAACUUCUGGAGCCAACUUCUUUUCUUCUUCUUCACACCUUACUCAAUUCGGCUGAGGUUGAAUAUGAGUCCAAAUGCAAAAUUUUGGACUGGUUGCUGACCGAUGAAAGCCACUCUAGUUCAUAUCAUGAGGAAAUUGGUGGUGCAACAACUGAAAUGGAUGAAAUAUUUUGUUUGAAUUGUGAAACUAAGCCCAGAACAAGAACCCUGCUGCUUGGCCGGGUUAUCUUGUUUCUUGAUCUUUUGAAAACUUCUACUGAUCUUGAAGAAGAUAUAAGAAUUGGCAUCUCCAGAAAACUUGGAUUUCUACUGGAUUUUUUGAUGGAUGAGUACGUCUAUUCUACUAUUCUUGCUUUGCAUGUUCCAAUGCUAUGUGGUUCUGGAUCGACAGCAAAGGUAGUGUGGCAGUCCAUGUUUCCUUUUGUCUUGCAUGCAUUGAAAACAUUCAUGAUUCUGGCAUCUUCGGAUUUAGCUUGGAGGGAGGUGGAGUCUUUCUUACUUGAGAACCUUCUUCAUCCUCACUUUCUUUGCUGGGAGAUUAUUGUGGAACUCUGGUGCUUCAUUGUGCGUCAUGCCGAGAUCGAUAUGGUGAAUGAAAUUGUUGAUAAAUUUUGUUCACUAUUCAAGGUUAUAGCAUCUUCAGAACCAUCACUAAUGCCUGGUUGUGCCCUGAGGAAAAUGGCGAGAUCAAUUUGUAUGAUUAUUCAUUGUGCAACCCAGUCUGUGAUAGAUCGUGUUUACAAUUCCAUCAUUAGUGAUAGAUCUAACUUAUCAUCUAUUAUGUACAUAGCCUUCCUCAUGGAAGGCUUCCCAUUAAAUUUGAUGUCAGAAAACCUGAAAAAGAUUGCAACACAGAGAAUCAUUACAUCCUUUUCUGGCUUCAUAGAGACUAAUGAUGAAAGACUAUGGUGUGAUGGUUCACGAUCAUGCAGUUCAGGUGGACUUGGAGCACCAGUAUAUGCCCUGUCGUCUGCUUUACACUGUCUCAAUAUCAAUGCCACUGAUGUUAAUGCAAAGACCCUGAAGUUCACAGUUGAUGUUAUUCAUCGCUACAGAAGUGCUGUGGAUAGUUUCACAAAGAACCUGUUCUCUACACUUCUGAGUCAGACUUUAAGGAUCAUCUCUAAUGUCAAGCAUCUAUAUGCAUCUGAUCAGAUGAGAGAAGUCAUCCUUGAGCUUCAAAACUUGUUUGUCAAAGGUUCUGCAGCCUCAGAUACUCAAUUUUAUCAAUGCAAACCACAUCUAGCUUCUUUCAUGGCAGGUCUUGGUCACAUGGAAAUCGCAGAAGGUGAGGGAAGUGCAGACUGCUGUGCCAUAUGGGAGUUGUAUCACAUGUUGUUAAGAGAACGACACUGGGCGCUUGUUCAUUUGGCAAUCACAGCGUUCGGAUAUUUUGCAGCUCGUACUUCUUGUAAUCAACUAUGGAGAUUUGUACCACCAGAUGCCGCUCUCUCUUUUAAUGUAGAGACAGGGAACGAUGCAAAUGAAGAGAGGUUUAUGUCUGAGCUGAAGGUUUUUCUCGAGAAGGAAGUAGCUAUUGUUGCAGUUAAACCAUGUGCAGAGCAACUUGGGCUGCUUUUGAAAGAAGGUCUGGUGCUGAAAGAAACUGUUAAGGUCUCAAAUAUUAAUCUAGUGGAUCCAGGAACAGAGAUCAGGGAGUUAAAUGAGGAAAACCAACCAAACAAGAAAAGAAAACUUCCUGGUGAAAUAAGAGAAGGAGUGGCUUUGAUGCAGAAUGGUUUGAAGGUUAUUGGAGAAGGUCUUGCUUUAUGGCAGCAACAGCACUAUGAAUCCAAAGAAUUGCAAGAGAAGCUUACAAGUCACCUUUCUUGCCUUGAAGAGGUGAUUGCUCAAAUGGUGGAUCUUGCAGAUAGUGGGUGACUUAUUUUACUCAUCUGUUGAAGAAAGCUAUGUGGUGGGUAAUUCGAUAUAUUGGAUUCCCUCCUGUACACCGAAAAAAUGAAAGAUAAUGUUCCUAAACUAAUGCUGAGCAGGUGUGAAUAUUUCCUUUAUUUUCCUCUUUCAACCAUUGCUAUAAAUUUCUCAUAAACCAUAUCCUAGAAGUUAGAAUCACAGAACAAUAGACCAUAUCUCAGAAGUCAGAAUCACAACUCAGUAGUUGAGAAAAGUUAAAGAGUUGAAAUUUGCCACGUGUGAAACAAUUUAUCACACUUCAUAAAGAUAAUUGGUAUCUGCAACUGCUUUUCUGAUGUGUUCAAAAAAUAGAUUGAAUGUGGGGUCCAAUGUGUAAAUUUGUUCUGUCUCAAGUCCUGAAUAUAGCUCCUUGAAACCCUAAAGUGAUAAAAGUCUAUCCAGGAGAGCUUUCGCCUGAGAAGUAAUGUUAUUUACUGUUAUGGGAAUGAAUUCAUGCAACAUAAGC